This is a messenger RNA of Daphnia magna, 1132 nucleotides long. It is a transcript of the gene Pabp2, whose product is annotated as polyadenylate-binding protein 2. Gene Ontology annotation, molecular function: RNA binding. Bases 159 to 827 code for a protein of 222 amino acids. The transcript has 7 exons. Lineage: Eukaryota; Metazoa; Arthropoda; Branchiopoda; Diplostraca; Daphniidae. The record is from RefSeq and is a predicted model, not a curated record.
CAUUUCAUUAAUGAAUUUUAAACAAAAUACCCAAGGCAACCCCGCCUGCAGCAUGGCGUCAACGCCGAAAUAAAUCUCUUAAACAUUUUGGAACCGGCGUGAAAGUUAUAUUGGUUAAAUACAUCAUUUAGUAGACAACUUGGCGAGAGAAAAGAGCCAUGGCGGGAGUUGAUCAACUAAAGAUGGAAGAACUAGACCAUGAAGCAUAUGAAUCAGAAAACCUUCAAGACACCAAUGACUUUACAGGAGAUAAUGGUGCUGGAGACACUGAUUCCAUGAUGGAAGAUCCCGAACUGGAAGCCAUCAAGGCUCGCGUAAGGGAAAUGGAAGAAGAAGCUGAGAAGCUGAAGAUGCUGCAAUCAGAGGUGGAAAAGCAAAUUAACAGUCCAACGGGUGUUGCAAGUUCACCCAAUAUGUCAGUCGAAGAAAAGAUAGAAGUGGAUGGCCGAUCAGUCUUUGUUGGAAAUGUUGACUAUGGGGCAACAGCAGAAGAAUUAGAACAGCAUUUCCAUGGCUGUGGUUCCAUUAACAGGGUUACCAUUUUAUGUAACAAAUGGGAUGGCCAGCCAAAGGGGUUCGCAUAUAUUGAGUUUGGAGACAAAGAUUCUGUUCAAACUGCCAUGGCGCUGGAUGAAUCUCUCUUUCGGGGCCGACAGAUCAAAGUCAUGUUAAAACGUACCAACAAGCCAGGAAUUAGUUCUAGCAACAGACCUCCAAGGGGUGCUAGAGGUCGUGGAGCGAGGGGAACUCGUGCGUUUCCUUCUUUCGGGUUCAGACCAAUGAGAAGACCUAGAGGUAGGAGGGCAGCAUUUUUCGCACCUUAUUAAACAAGACUUGCCGUCGUAUUUUUUUUUUUUUUGUCUGCCCAAGAUUUAACAAAGUUUCGUUUGAAAGCUGAUGAGAUGGGGAAGGGGUAUGAUUCGUGAAAAAUCAGUUCACCCGGGCUCCAUUUUUAAGGAAAUUCUGAUGCUGCUGAUGUCUCUUUUGUUGAAAUGGACUGAAGUGAGAACUGUUUUUAAAGGAAUUCUGCGUUCUGUACUUGACUGCUCGUUGGGAUCACGUGCGAUUGACAGAAUGGAUUAAUACAACUGUGGACAACUGUCAAAACAUUAAAGUCCAUUUUGACGAAAAA